GUCGUGUCUGAACGCGCCCCCUUCAUUCUAACUCUGCAGUCAAACGUGAAAUGCAUCAGAACCGCAAACUCACAGAAUUCUUUGCGAAAUCAUCUAUGCCGUACUCAAGGACAAAUAAGUCAAGUAGCGCGCCUGGAUUGGGUUCAAUUGCUCCCAGUACCUGUUCAAGGCCUCCACUGGACAUACCCUCCAAACUCUGUGUUCCCAUUCAAAACCAUCCACCUAUCACAGACAUCAGCACGGAUGGAGAGACUAGCAGCACGGAUGAAAGCAUUGUGCUAAUUUCCGCGUCACAACCUAAGACAGCUCAAUGCAAUCGUCGAAGCACCCUGAGACAUCAAACUCCCCGAGAGACUCUUGAUCUUUCCUCAUCACCCUCUCCCCAUUCAUCUCCCUCCAGAGGGCAUACCUCCACCUCGGCGCCUAUUGUACUCUCGGAUUCCGACGUACAGUCGUCGAACUCCUCAAUCAUGUUUCUCGGUAAGGAAAAUGCUCUAGACUUGAAGAGGACAGAACCCGAAAACAUUGAAGACGCCUCUGCUGAGGAAGUUAUGCAUAUCACUAGCGAUUUCCGUGCAACUUCAAGCGUCUCAGAGCCAGAACACAACGGAGACAUCAUGGAUUGGGAACCCACUCCUCCACCUGCCGCCUCCACCCCGCCACCGCAGCCACUAUCACAGUCAUCUCCUAAGACGAGCUAUAGUUUGCCUACUCCAACGCAUACAAGCCCUGGUACAUCCGUGCUAGAUGAGCCAGAAUUGCAAUUACGUCCUGUUACCCCUGUUCCACAGGCCCGCCUCCCGACCCCAUCUACUUCUGUGUCACCUCAGCGCACAAGUGUCAGAAAGGAUCUACGCGAGGAAAUGAGCAGUUCUCUCAGUCCGCCUCCAGAACUGAAUGGGUCCGAAGCAGGUUCCAGUGACUUAUCUUCAGAUAGUGAAGGCUUAAAACUUGCACUCAAUCGGCUUGACGAUGAUAUGAGCGACGAGGAUGACAAUGUCGAGAUUGAUAAGGUCCUUGGUCUGAAUUCCUCCCGAAGUUCGCAGCCUCCAUCGUUGUUUAGCGCCCACUCUGAUGAAGAAGGCGACAUAGAUGAUCGCUUAUCUGCUUCGCCUGCGUCUGCCACAGUUCUCUUAAGGCGAUCUACUAGAGCGGUCAAGAAACCCAGGAAUAUCUUCUUAACGAGCGCAUCCUCUCAUAAUCCGCGUAGAAAGAUGUCUGAAUUCGAGAAGCUUCUCCAAGAGGAAGACCGCCGGGAGAAGAAGGGCUUUGCCGUCGCUUCCGCUGUUGCUGAGAAGUUGGCGCAACGAAAUGACGCCGACGAUUCUGAUGCUGAAUCUCCUGAAUCCCCUGAACCAGCCACAAAGCCUCGUGAACGAUUCAACUCACGUGCACUUCGCCCUCCUGCUCGCUCUGUUGGUGGAGAUUCUGUUCGUUCCUCUGAGUCCGACUCUGAUGACGAAGAGUCGAGACAACGAGAAAUUGAGCUACGACAGCGGGUAGUGAAUAAAUAUAUCCGAAACAAAGACAUGGGGACACUCAGAGAUAUCUUGACAUCAGAUGCCAUGAUGGAAUUGAAGGGCACGGAUAACCCAGGAGGUUCGCGGAGAUUUUGGCGAAAGGAAAAACAGAAUGCCUUCGUCACGACUGAGGGCACCGAUCACAUCUCCGUUCAGCCGACAUAUAGGUUGGCCAUAGCUAUGCAUGCCGCCUUUCUUGACGGCGAAUCACUCCUUUUUUCCAGUCUAGCUGCUAGAUGGAGGCUUGUAUGUGCAGGUGUCGACCAAUCAAAGGGCCAAGAGGUUGUGCGGGUCCUCACGGAUGCUGUUUUAUCAAGCAAAGAUCCUGCUCUUGCUGACUGCGCCAGAAAUACCCUUGUGGCCACUCUCGAGGCGACCAUCUCAUCCAUAAAUCUUGCGUCGUUAUUUCACGAGAUAGCGGCCCAAGCAUGUCUUUCCUUUGGUGCUACAUCUGAUGCAAUGGAACUCUUAUCUCUCCAGGAGAACGCCGCAGACCAACGCUCUAAUUUCAGCAACCCUUCAAAGCCUACGAGGGAGCUUCGCCACUUAG
This is a messenger RNA of Cantharellus anzutake, 2070 nucleotides long. RefSeq lists its product as uncharacterized. The transcript has 5 exons. The record is from RefSeq and is a predicted model, not a curated record. The annotation marks the transcript as partial. Lineage: Eukaryota; Fungi; Basidiomycota; Agaricomycetes; Cantharellales; Hydnaceae.